AUGGGAGGUUUUUAUAACUUGGCCUCAGUGGUACAUAUCAAAUCAGCAGAACUGGUAGAAGCAAUAAAAAGUCCAUCCAUGGAAUUUGAUAAAAAAUCGGUAUUAAGUUACAUGGGUCUAUUCAAAUUAUUUGAGGAGGACCUCAUGGUUCCGUUAAUUCGAAUAAUGGAUACUUCAGCAUAUAACGCAUUUUUGAAACUAUCCACUAACUACAUUCAAGCUACAGUCCAAUUAAAUAAAACUUAUGGCUAUACUGAGCUUGUAAAGUAUGAUAAUGCGUUGGCAGAUUUUAACACUGCUGGAAGUGAAAUGAGCAAAUCUUUAGCAUUGGAGCUUCCACCAACAUGUAGACAUGGAGUAAUUUCCACGAACACGUUCUUCAAAUCUGCUGCAACAAAAUACAAGGAAAUAUAA
Messenger RNA from Theileria equi strain WA, 414 nucleotides. RefSeq lists its product as hypothetical. NCBI's taxonomy places the organism in Eukaryota, Apicomplexa, Aconoidasida, Piroplasmida, Theileriidae. The record is from RefSeq and is a predicted model, not a curated record. Bases 1 to 414 code for a protein of 137 amino acids. The transcript is spliced from 2 exons.